Molecule: messenger RNA, 4410 nt
Organism: Anthonomus grandis grandis
Lineage: Eukaryota; Metazoa; Arthropoda; Insecta; Coleoptera; Curculionidae
Product: zinc finger protein 827-like
Exons: 7
Coding region: 400-2190 (596 amino acids)
Biological process (GO): regulation of gene expression
Cellular component (GO): nucleus
Molecular function (GO): zinc ion binding
Source: RefSeq, a predicted model, not a curated record
UGUAGAAUUCUACUAGAAUGUUCUACAUUUCUUCCUAUUAAACCAAACGGCUAACAUAAAUGAUUUUUUUUUAAUGAUUAAUGUCAAUAAUUGACAUCUGUCAUCGGUAACGUCUGUCAGUCCGUCAGCUGUGUUUUUGCUGUUUUGGCGUGUACGGUGUGAUAUUUUGAAUAAUUUUGAUAAACAACAGUUUUGAAAAAAAAAGACUCACAAUUAAAAUGUUUAAUGUAUUUAGCCGAAAAUAGUGUUGAGUUUAUACGCAAUAUAACAUAAUGAGGUAUAAAAAUAUCAUUAUCGUUAAAAGAUAACCUGAAAUGUAACUUUUAUAUAAUCAAUAUGCACUUGCUAGAACAACUAGUUUCCUAUAAAUAUCACUAGUUGCUUCAUUAACUGGUGACGAUGGGGUCAACUGAAAAGAAGACAUAUUGUCGGCUGUGCCUCUGCAAGAUUUCGGGUGAGAAUGUCUUGUUAAAUGGGUUUGAGAAGGACAUGCUGGAGGUCAUUCUGCCUGAACUGAACAUUACAAUAUGUAGCCAACCAUCAAUGUGUAAACCCUGUACAGAAACAUUAAGGCAACUAUAUGGUUUUAAGUCAAUAUGUUUGGAAGUAGAAGAUAAAGUACAGGGAUUUGUAAACCCAAAGACUUCUUCAUUUGUUGAUCUUAAUGAGGUUGUAAAAAAGACUGUCAGAUGCAAUAUCUCAGGAAAGUUAAGUGUAUGUAGGACCUGUUUAACAUUAAGUCAAGAAUCGGAACUUAGUAAAUUAGGUAACUCGGCAGGAGACCCAUUGCGGAACAUGGUGGAGAAGUGCCUACCUGAAAUGGGCCUUAAUAUUACUAAAGAACCGUCAAUCUGUUCACACUGUCUUGAACAAUUCGAGGAGCAGUUUAAUUUUAUUAUGCAAUGCUUAGACACUGAAUCAAAAAUAAAUUAUUACUGCGAAACCAAAAAUAUUUUAACCAAUGUAGAUCUGCAUAAUGUAUAUCAAUUUUCAAUUAGAAUGGAGGAGUCUGGAGAGAAUGGGAAACAAUAUGAGGAAAUACCCGGUAGUGAGGAGGUCAUUGAGAUUAGUCCAAGAAAAAGGCCGUCAAACAAUAUGAAACGGGAACAGAUUGUUGAUUUAACAAAAGACAAUUCUCCAGUGAAAAAAACCAAAAACCAUAUCCCCGAGAAAAAAACCAGACGUUCAAUGUUACAUGAGGCACCAGUCGAAGAAGUAACAUUUCAAAUGGCCAUUAACCAUAAAGGGGAACAAAUCAUUACGUCGGAAACGACCAAAAUCGUUCGAGAGAACGUCAGUGAUAGCGAGGAGUCUGUGAAGCGUGAGAGUGAGUUACUCAUGGUUAAAAAGGUGGUGAGCACCACUCGCUCCUCACCUCGCAGGAAUUCAAUUACCGCAAAUCAUAAAAUGAACGGGGUGGUGCAGAAACGAAAGUGGGAGUUUAAGGAUGACGAUUAUCAUAGCGAAGAUGACGGGUCAGCAAAGCCAAAACGACUCCUAACGCAAAAAUGCAAAUACUGCAAGUUCAAGACGAAGUUUAAAAGUCGCAUGAAAGCGCACAUGACCAGAUACCACAAGUCCGAACUGGAAGAGGAAAAAGCGGAAAUGAAACUGUUCAAGUGCAGGCAGUGCACCUUUAAAACCGAAUGCGAGAAGGCGUACCAAGACCAUAAGGCGGAACAUAAAAAGGAACGCGAGCGUCAGAGUUGCCCGCAUUGCGAGGCGACUUUUAUCAGGCCAGACUUUCUGACCAAACACAUCGCGACCCAUAAGGAGAACGAUAAAAACGAACCGUUUAUCCCGAAAACCGUUAAGAAAAAGAAAGUGAAACAACUAGCCAUCACCAGUACCAUGAGCAGACCGGGCAAUUCCCGCACCUCAUUCAUGAUGAACGGACGAUCUUUCAAAAUGUUCAAAUGCGGGGUGUGUCCGUACCAGACCAGAUUGAAGAGCAACUAUCACAAACACGUGUCGAUCCAUAAGACCGGCCAGACGGGCAUCACGGUGAACAAAUGCGCGAUUUGUCGCUUCGAGACUAUUCAUAAGGAAAAUUAUUUGAGUCACAUGGCGAAACAUAAGAACGAGCAAGCGGAUGUGGUGAGACGGUGUUUCUUGUGCUCGUUUCAACCGAAUAGCGAGCAGGAGUUGGCGAUGCACGUUAGUAAAGUGCAUAAGAGCGGUAGCGGAUGACGUAAGGGCAGCGGGAGCAAAGGUGGGGGAGGAACCUAAGAAGAAGUUUAUAUUAUCUUUGUGGGAAGGUAUUUAAAAUUUUUAAUUUUAUAUCUCACAGGAAGAACUGGAAGGGUGAGAGUCGGUAGAGUUCUGUACAUAGAGUAUUCGAUCAUCUCUUUUAUUUGUUUUUUUUUUUUAUAAGAGUCUUAGGUGUAUUAUAGGAGUCUUCUAGCAAAGGAAUUUGCAACAAUUGUUCACGAUUGCCAGGCACUUCUUAUAUAUUCCGGGCAUUUAAAGUUAAUUUUCAUUUUAUUCCAGGCAAUUGAAAUUGUUAAAAAAGUUAGGGCAAGACGUUACACUAAUCUAAUCCGAGUCACAAAUUUUUCUAUCCCGUUCAUUUAGGUAUUUGCUUAUUAACACUCUUUCUUCUUACCAAGAAAUUUGUGUUGCUCCCUUCUGUUUUGUCCAGGUGAAAAUUUUAACUAAAACUUUGUUGAAGCUUCCAAUAGACUUUGAGGGCAUGAAAACUGCAUAUAUCCUCAGAUAUGUAACCCUCUUCCUUACCGCAAACAGGCAGGAAUGAGGGGGUUCUAAUAAUUUAGUAUUAGUAAACAGGCUCUACAAUGAACCACAGAGUAGAUGCAGGUGUACCAUUCAUUCGUUUUCCAAGAUAUCUGGCACAAUAUUGGCUGAUUUAGAUCUUUUUCACUGUCUAGUAAGACAGAAAUGUUAAAUGCAAUUACCUUUUUUUGGACGUUUUCCCUCAGUAAGAUCUUGUCGGCAUGCAAGCUACGUUUCGAAAUCUAACAAUAAAUUGACUUCAAAUAUAUAUUUUGUAGCUUCACAUCAAACAGUCAACAGCUUACCAUUAUUACUAUGAACUAAAUGCAGAACAUUUCUAAAGUGUCUCAAUUCAGAUACCAAAUUUGGGGAAAUUGCGUGGUGGUGUGAGGCCUCUGGCCACGCACAAGUCGUGGUUUAAGACACAUUUUUAAAUAGUACGAAAUUCUAUUAAUGUUUUGUACUUUUGUAUUUGUCACUAAGUUUUGCGUUUUAAAUUAGACUAAACACCAAUACAAAGUUUUCAAAUUAUUUCAAUUAAACCAUUUCAUGCGACCAUCUUGUGGGUGGCCAAUAACCCGAGAAAUUGUGCUAAUAGAAUGAAAUUUAAAGCCAAUUUUGUAUUUUCAAGAAACAAAUAAUUUAAUGAUUGUAGUAAUAAUUUAAGACACCCUAUAUAUUUAAUAAUAUGCACACACCGAUAAUUAUCGGAAUCAUAGUUAUGAGUGUCGUUGUGUUUUUGUAUUGUUGUAUUAGUUAUUGACAGAGCCAUUUGGUAAAACAAAAAUUUAAAUGUAGAUAUAAGAUAUGAAUUAUAAUAGGAACCAAGAAAUAUAAUAAAAUUACCUACUUAAGUAAUCUAGAUGUAAUAAAAUCAAAAUUAAACAGAACAUUAAAAGAAGCAUCGGAUCAAAUUAUCUGCGUAAAACAUAAUAAAAAAUUGUAUUAAACGAUUAGUUAUAGAAGCUUCACUAUUAUCAAAUUUAAUGAAUAUGCAGGCAGAAAAAAAUUGUCUAUUUCGAUUGCUCUAAAAAGUCGCAGGAUUAUAAUUAAAUGUUUUUAUCAGUAGUAGAUACUAAAUCUAAAUUAGAAUAAGCUACAACUAUUGAAAAAAAACACAUAAAUUUAUUUAAAUAUUUGCAAUAAGUUGCAAGUUUAGCAAAAUGUAUCUAUUUGUCUCAGCAACCUAUCCAAAAAUUCAAAAUAUUAUUUUUAUCGAGUCUUAUAACAUCGAAUACUCGUGUACAACUUGUCAAUAUAACCAAUAAUUAUCGCUGUGUGUAAAACUCUACCUGCAACAGUCUCUAUAUGCAGAUGUGACAUAGACUGGACUAAUUGGUUUUCCACUGAUAGUAAAAGUCUCCACCCUGUUAAGACUAAGAAAAGUUCAUCAAAAUUUUGUCCUUAUUAGUUCUAGCUCUAAAAAAGUAACUUUUUGUGAAAAAUGUACCUAUUACUUCUUUUUUUUUAUUCCCAUAUGUUUUGUAUAUUAUAGGUAUAACCUUUUAAUCGACUGAUGUAGUCCGACUGUCUCAUUUUAAAACAUGUUAUAUUAAUUAUAGUAAAUUUCUCGUUUCGUAUACUCUAAACAAAAAACUGUAUCUUUAUCAAUGAUUUUUAUUGUCUAAAUUAUUAGUCAUUAAUGUUACUGUAAAUAUACACUGUUAAACGUCCAAA